AUGGAUCUGCUCAAGAGUCACCUGCUGCUCCUGGCCAUCGGAGUCUGUCUAUGUGCCGGAGUCCAGGCCACUCUGACCAUCCAGAAAACCCUGCCAGCUCUUCCGGAUCCCAGUCAGCUGCUGGCCAAACUACCACCAAAGCCCGCUUUUCUAUCGGAUCCCAGUCAACUACUGGCUAAGUUGAGCAAACCGAAACUCCAGUUGGAUCCCAGUCAGCUGCUAGCCAAACUGCCACCAAAACCGGCCUUCUUAAAGGAUCCCAGUCAACUGCUCUCCGCUCUGCCCUCGAAAUUCAUCAAACCCAAGCCUGUGUUUGUGAAACCCGUGAUUGUCAAGCCCGUGGUGGUGAUUAAACCAGUCGUCGUCGGCGGAGGAGGUGGAGGUGGAGGUGGUGGAGGAGGCGGUGGCCAUGGUCAUGGACACGGACAUGGACAUGGACAUCAUGGCAAGAAUAAGGUUUAACUUGAGAUAGCUAUACGAACGAUUAUGAUUUUAUUAAGGUGAUAUAUAAAUAAAUCAAUGUGGUUACAACGAAA
Drosophila rhopaloa is the source of this 536-nucleotide messenger RNA. Its product is annotated as chorion protein S38. The transcript has a single exon. Lineage: Eukaryota; Metazoa; Arthropoda; Insecta; Diptera; Drosophilidae. Bases 1 to 462 code for a protein of 153 amino acids. The record is from RefSeq and is a predicted model, not a curated record.